UAUAUAAAUAUACAGGAAUGCAUUCCACCAAUAAUCCCUCACGUUUUAUUUUAUUGUUCCAAUAUUAUUUAUUGUCACUUUUAUUUUGGUAUGUUUACUACAAAAGACCGUUUUGGGAGCUAAUGCUUUUAUUUUGAAGUCUUCACUUUCGGCAGUGACGUCAUCUACCUGCGUUGCACCCUCUCUCACUCAGUUGUUUGAUGGCAGACUGAGGUGAGGAGAGUUAGUCAUGUGCUCUUUGUAGAUUUCUGUUCUAAAUGAUGUUUACAGUGUUUAUAUAAUCUUAAACUGUGAAACAAGGUUAUAAUAUCAUUCCAUGGUGCUAAUGUGUUGCUGUGUAGUUGUUUUGCAGAAGUUUGAGUGUUUUAGCAAACUUUUAGUUAAGUGUACUGUUUAGCGGCACUUGUGAGGACUCACACACAGCACCUGCAGCAUGUUUAAUGGCGUCUUUUCCCCACCACAGACUGGUGUGUUGCAGACGUCCAUCUGUAUUAAUGCUGCUGCAUUAUUGUGGUUAUUUGAUGCAGGUAUGUUUGUUGCUCCCAUGUUUUUGGUCUAUUGUGUUUUGUACUAUGUGUUUAUUUUAUUGUUUUAUUUACAUGUCUAAAAAUACUAAUUAGCCGGUGGUGUAUACAUUUCCAGUGUAACUGUAAUGUUACAGUGUAUUGUGAUCUAUUGUGAUUUGAUUUGAUAUUUGAAUGUUUUAUAAGUAAUAGUCUCGCAGUUGUUUGAUGGCAGACUGAGACUGGUGUGUUGCAGACGUCCAUCUGUAUUAAUGCUGCUGCAUUAUUGUGUUUAUUUCAUGCAGAGGAAUAAAUACGCCACAGUUUCGGUUAAAGACAACAACCGAAUCUCCUUGUGCAUCAACCACGCACAACACAACGCAGAGUCGCAGCAAGGGUCUGCUGAGAAGUAGGCCCAGACCGGCUACAUUGGUGCCGUGACCUGAAGACUUGGACGAAGAGGCUGAAUAUGAAAGUGUUGAGAACCGGAUUGUGGAUUUGUGUGUGCGGAACCCCCUGAUGCUCGGAUAAGAUCAAGAGGAGAAGACUCCCCUGUUCCCCUUCAAAGCAGUUGUACCUUGACGUCGCCUUGGACAACACAUUCGGGGUAAAUGGAGGCCCUGAACAAGAAGAGGUACUCAGUGAACUACAUCCUGCUGAGGCUCUGAUUGACAGAUGUUAUCAGAUGUGAGCAAUGCAUCCUGGGAGAAUGCUGUCAUCAAUCAACACCACACUGAAUCAGAUAAAUGGAGGAUGCAUACUUUACCACUUAUCUAACUUGCUUGGAAUCAGUAUGCAGUGUGACAUUGGGAUGCAGAUCAUCUGCUGUCUGACACCAAGAGGCUCUGGAUUUGCAGACACAAUCAGCCAUAAAAACGCAACAUGGAGAAUGGUGUUCUUUGUCUGAAUCCACAGUGCUUUAAGGUAGGUCAAGGUGUAGCCUCAUUGUAAAUAUGUCUCCUCACUGCCCACACUUCUGUAUCUGGAGUGCAUGUCACACCGCCUGCAGCAAUCUUCAAGUGGGGGAGGAACUGAUCUGGUGGGAGUCCAAAUGAGUGGUUUUCUAACUUAUCCCUUCUGCAAAAGUAAAAGUGGGGGUGUGUGAAUCACAACUAAAGUCAAACUGCUUAUAUUAGGCUAUUAUUAAGAACACUUCCCUCAUUUCAAACCACACCGCAUGACUGCACUUAGUCUGUAAAGACCGGUUAUCCAAGUGAUGAGUCAGUCCAUCGAUUGAUUCAUCACUCAUCAUUCUGCCAGAAUAUUCGGUCUCCAAGGAAGUCUGGCGGGGGAUGAGAAGGCGGCAAACAUCACAGAUUACUUCUAAGACUCUUUUUAGUUUUAUAUUAAACUGGGAGUUAUUUACUGGCCUUGUUAGUCUUUUAUUAAAAUGUGCUCUCCGUGGGCUCUUGCUGUCAACUUGAUGUCAGCAUUUAUGUGUUAUUAACACACCUUCAGUCGUAAUUAUAUUUAAAGGGCUGUUUUGAUUGGGUUUAAUUAGCUGAGAAUGAGAGUCUAACCUCAAUUAUAUAAAAUAAAAUGAUAAAUGUAUCCAUAGGUCCUAUAUAAGCGCUCAAGGGUGUUUGAGGAUAGUGGCAGUAUUGUAAUGUGGUGCACUGGUUUAGUUAAAGACGUAAGUGUAUUGUUUAUCUUCAUAUUUGUAAUGAAUGCACAACAGUGUUUACUAAUUACAUAUUUUGUAUCUGAAACUAUACAAUAUGGGCUUUCAGCCAACGUUCUGGGGAGAAGCUAAUAAUUGGCACAUUCCUAUACUUGCUCUGGCCCAAAGGAAUGCAAGACAGCUGGACAAUAUUUACACCCCUCAUUAUGAGGCUUAAACGCUACAAAUCAUGCAGCAUUUGACUGACCACACCCUCAGGAAUGUCAGUGGAUACAGAUCAAGAUCUAAAAUUAUGACUAAUUUAUUCAUUAUUUGAUUCAAGUGAAACGCCAAUAAGCACAGGGGAGCAUAUGCACUCAGGGGUUGGUAGACUACGUUUGAAGACAGAAAAAAAUCAGCCGUGCCAGCUGACUAUAAGGAACCUUUUAUGCAGCUGCAGCUCUUCAUUCAGAUGCUGAGCGGAGCAGCCGGAGGAGGGAGACGCUUUUCAGGGGAAAAAACACCACAGCUCUUUUUGAUAUCGCGUUUUUAAAACCCACUUUAAUGCAUAGUGAGGGAAUCCCCUCCCGUUACUAAUUUUGCGGGGGAAGUGGUGUCCUGGAUUCAGACUGAGCGGAUUGCGGCAAUUUAAAGCGUCCUGAGUGAUCGGAGCUCAGCAGCAGCAUCUCAUUGUAUGAAAUGCGUCACCGUGAUCCUCUUCUUCCAUUCACACACAUCCGCUCUCCACUCACGGACUGUUUCCCGAACUGACUGUUUCAUCAGGUAACCACAUGCGCGGGCCAGUGUCACCGCGCUGAGCCCGGAGAGCACGAAGGGUACCGGGGUCAGAGAGAUACGAGUGGCCGGGAAAGGUGGAUCGGAUGACGGCCAGAACCUCUGAGGCCUCGGGGCUGUCGGUGCCACUGCACCGCUGUCACGGGGGUCUCCAGGUCGGUAACGGCACGUGCGCGGAGCAGCUCCACUUCUUUCCGCCCCUCUCCUCCACCCUCGCGCUCCUCGUUCUGGUGGCCGUGCUCGUGGGGAUCGUCCUCGUUUCCCUGGCAACCUUCCACUUCCACAAGAGGAAGCUCCGGAACAGGAAGAUCCAGCGCGCGCAAGAGGAAUACGAGCGCGACAGUCGCAGCCCGGCGCGCGGCGCAGGGACGCGCGGAGAGCCCGCAAGGCCGUGCGUCAUCGUCCGACCCGUGAGAUGUGAGGAGGAGAUGCUCUCGUGCCACCAGAGUGCAGAGAGCGGGGACGCCACCGAGGUGCUGCACGAGACAGUUCACAUUGACUGUUAACUUCAGGGACUGUGGAAUAAACAGAAAAAGCAAUAAGGCACAAAGAGCUCCCCAUCUCUGCUGCUUGUAGAUUAGAAACGUUAACGCAGAAUACUGAGCAGAAUAAUCGGCAUAGAGGUAAACUACAGUGACACAUAGGAUAGCUUCACACCUUCCUUAACACACUAGUAUUUAGCCAACCGGUAAUUCCUUAUGAGACUGUAUAGAGUAUUUGCCUGCUUUGACUUUUGGACCUCUUCCUUUUAAACCCUCAAAGAUGUUUAAACUUUAAAUCUUCCCUGGGAUGUGACACGAGGUUGUGUUGAAUUAUUAAGAGUCUAGUGACACCACACAGACCUUAAUGGCUCGCUGAUCUUCCUUGGCAUGUCUCUCUGCCACACUACCAGUAUGUAGUUAGACUAUAAUGGAUGUUGUGGUGCUGUUAGGCAGUGCAAAGCUGCAUAUAGGCUGUAGAAAAUGGCUUAUUUGUUUGCGUAGUAUUUUUUCCUUCAAUUAAGUGACUUAGCAUAUUUGCCUAAAGUACUGUCCUCCAAUGUCUGUUAGACAUCUAGCUCUAGUUAGCCUGACAGUAUGAAAGACUUUUUGCUGUAGUAAUGCACAUUUUUUUUAAUGUGUCAGAUAGUAAGUUUUAGCGCUAAUACAGUAUUUUCCUUUUUGAGUAUUUAUAAUGUAUUCUCUGACAUGUAAUACAUUUAGAAUCCAACAGAGGGUUUGAGUUAAAGCCCGUCUUCUUUUUUCUCCUUUUUUAAAUCCUUCAUAUUGUAUUAUAGUGGGCCUAUUAUAAAUUCUGUGUCAUUUAUUAUAUGAAAUCACUGUAAAUGUAUGCCAUUAUGAGAGCUGGAAUGUUUUACAGUAACAUCAUCUUUCUGGAGUUCAUAUAAUCUGCCUUAUCAAGGAAAAAUAUGUAAUAUUCUAAGUUUAUAAAUAAAUACUUACAUUAUGUUAAUCCUUUUAA
Messenger RNA from Eleginops maclovinus (Patagonian blennie), 4359 nucleotides. RefSeq lists its product as uncharacterized. Bases 2985 to 3404 code for a protein of 139 amino acids. NCBI's taxonomy places the organism in Eukaryota, Metazoa, Chordata, Actinopteri, Perciformes, Eleginopidae. The record is from RefSeq and is a predicted model, not a curated record. The transcript has 4 exons.